CCGGCAAGAUGGCGGCGGGCCUGCGGAAGCGGGGCCCGGCGGGGGUCGGGGCGGGGUUGGGGGCCCGCUGGGGACCGCAGGCGCGGCGGGUGUGGGGGGCGGGCCGCCUGCUGCUGCUGGAACCCCGCUACACGCCGCUGGUGGCCGCCUGCCUCUGCCUGGCGGAGGUGGGCAUCAACCACUGGGUCAUCCGCAGGGUGCCGUAUACCGAGAUCGACUGGAAGGCCUACAUGGCCGAGGUGGAGGGCGUGAUCAACGGCACCUAUGACUACACCCAGCUCCGGGGUGACACCGGGCCCCUCGUCUACCCCGCCGGCUUCGUGUACAUCUUCAUGGGCCUGUACUACGCCACGGGCCGGGGCACGGACAUCCGCCUGGCCCAGAAUAUCUUCGCCGGCCUCUACCUCGCCACCCUACUGCUCGUCUUCCGCAUCUACAGCCAGACGCGCCGGGUGCCCCCGUUCGUGUUCUUCUUCAUGUGCUGUGCCUCCUACCGCAUCCACUCCAUCUUCGUGCUGCGGCUCUUCAACGACCCCGUGGCCAUGGCCCUGCUCUUCCUCAGCAUCAACCUCCUGCUCGCCCAGCGCUGGGGCUGGGGCUGCGGCUGCUUCAGCCUGGCCGUCUCCGUGAAGAUGAACGUGCUGCUUUUUGCCCCGGGGCUGCUGUUCCUCCUCCUCUCCCACUUUGGUCUCCACGGGGCCCUUCCCAAGCUGGGCAUCUGUGCCCUCCUGCAGGUGGCCCUCGGACUGCCCUUCCUCCUGGAGAACCCAGCGGGCUACCUGUCGCGCUCCUUCGACCUCGGCCGCCAGUUCCUGUUCCGCUGGACCGUGAACUGGCGCUUCCUGCCCGAGGCCUUGUUCCUGCACCGGGCCUUCCACCUGGGGCUGCUGGCCGCCCACCUGGGCUUGCUCGUGCUCUUCGCCCUUCGCCGGUGGCUCGGCUCAGGAGAGAGUGUGCUGUCCCUGCUGAAGGACCCCUCGCAGCGGAAGACCAGACCCCAGCCCCUCACGGCCAACCAGAUCGUCUCCGUCCUCUUCACCUCCAACUUCAUCGGCAUCUGCUUCAGCCGCUCCCUGCACUACCAGUUCUACGUCUGGUACUUCCACACUCUGCCCUACCUCCUGUGGGCCGCGCCCGCCCGCUGGUUCACCCAUCUCCUCAGGCUCCUGGUGCUCGGACUGAUCGAGCUGUCGUGGAACACCUACCCGUCGACCUCCUGCAGCUCCGCCGCCCUCCACGUCUGCCACGCCGUCAUCCUGCUACAGCUGUGGCUACACUCUUCUGCCCUGCUGAAGCCCUCCCAGCCCCCCAAACCCGGCAGGAAGAUCCAGUGCGCCCCCCCCCCCCCCCGGACCCUCUCCUAG
Messenger RNA from Ornithorhynchus anatinus (platypus), 1364 nucleotides. It is a transcript of the gene ALG3, whose product is annotated as ALG3 alpha-1,3- mannosyltransferase. Gene Ontology annotation, molecular function: dol-P-Man:Man(5)GlcNAc(2)-PP-Dol alpha-1,3-mannosyltransferase activity. Gene Ontology annotation, cellular component: endoplasmic reticulum. Bases 9 to 1364 code for a protein of 451 amino acids. The record is from RefSeq and is a predicted model, not a curated record. The transcript has 9 exons. Lineage: Eukaryota; Metazoa; Chordata; Mammalia; Monotremata; Ornithorhynchidae.